GAAAGCUUAGAAUGUUACCCAUGUGACAGUUUGAACAACCGAGCGAAAUAUGAAUGUUGAAUUGGGCAAAUUUCUUAAAGUUAUAUGAAGCUGAAGUGGAAUCAACAACAAAACAACUUGAAAACCAAGGCGUGAAACACUUGUGUGUGUUAGCUGUGAACCACAUUCAAAGAAUGGCAGAUAGUGACUGUGCUGUUGGUGUGUUGGUUGACCUUUCUGUACCUGAUCCAUUUGAAGAAUUCUUAAAAAACAAAGACAUUGAAGACAAAGAAAAUGUUUUUCCAAACAAUGAUCCGAUAGAGAUUGCUCGCAGUGAUGAUAGUGAAAGACGUCUGAGUCACACUCUUCAGAAGCCUUUGGAGCUAGAGGACAGAAUUCUGAAAGAUGUCACAAAGACUGUUGCAGGAAAUUCUGACAGAAACCUGAAAGAGAGCCCUGAAAUCAAACUUUUGGAUGAAGAAACUUUUGACUUUGAUUUAGCCAUGUCACCACAAGUGAGCAGCAGCAUCAGCAAAGACAUUGAUGAAGACGAUAUUGAUGAGGAGGAAGUGUUUUUUGGUCCAAUGGGGUUCACAGAAAGAAUUGUAGCCGCAACAGUUCCAGUCAAAGACAUAAAGCCUAUGAGUCCCCUGAAUCCCGCUCAAAUUGCCCAAGUGGUUAUGGAAGCACACAUGGUUGCAUGUAGGAUUGCCAACAUGAAACCUGAGCAGGAGAGUGCAGACGAGAAAUCUCCAGUCAAAUGCAAGCUCUUCAGUCCCAAUGGUAGAGUCCACACACGGAAAGGGACCUUUGUCAUUAAGGAUGACGAAAUGCGAAAACAGUCACCUAACAUUCGCAUGUCUAUACCAUGUAUAGACUAUGAUAACAGUGAGAAUAUUCCAGUGAAUAGUCAGUGUGCCCCUCAAACAGACAGGCCAGUGGAAGACACAAUAUCAGAAAUAGUAUCAGAUGGUGGCAGAAAGAAGCCAAAUGAAGAACAGGUUAAAGAGGAGAAAAAGCCAUCACGUCUUACUAAACUGCCAAGAAAUAGAAGCUACACAUUACUUAAAAAGGCCCCAAGUACUGAGAGUCUAGAUUUAGUAGGUCCAUCAGAGAGGAUGCGACACCAGAGUAGUGGCUCUGACAGAGCCUCCGAGACUGGCAGUGUUGCCUCUGACAACAGUGAUGUCCCCUUCACUAAACCAGUUGGCCAGGUUAGAGGCAGUCUGCAGCAGAAACUUAAGGCCCCAGUGGGUAAAGGUAGCCACAGUUCUUCUCGUAUGUCAAGACUGCAAGCUCCAGGUGGGUCAUCGGGUCUAAAGAAACCAAGUGGCAUGGUGAAGCCAGGGAGCAGCAGUGCACUGACAGUCAAGAACUUGCAGAGAGCUUCUCAAGUUAUCAGUGACCAACAGACACAACAUCAUAGAAGCCUCUCCAACUCCUCCAACUCCAGCUUGGGCUCUUCCAUCUCAAACAAGUCUGCAUCUCACCUGCCAGCUAAAACUGGUAUGCCCAUGAAGAGAUUACAGCUCAUGCAACCAAGCAAGAUACAGAAGAAUUCACUUGCCUUGAAUAGGAGCAAGUUGUCUGAAACAUCAACAAAGAAGUCAUGUGGACCCAUGAAGGCUGUGGCUCCAUCCAGUACACCACAUGAAAGCAUAGCCAAGUCCCCUAGACAAUCUACUGGUACAUCAAUGAGGACCCGAGGAACACCAGUAAAACCAGACAAGUCUGUUCAGCCCAAGAACCUCUCCAGUAGCUUCAGUACUCCAGUCAAGGCAGGGUCUCAAAGUUCAUAUGGUCAGAGGACUCCCUGUUCUGAGCGGAAGGAAAAGAGGAAGUCUUUCCUCCCAACCCCCAAUAAGUCCUCCACAAGCUCUGUGCCAGCUAGUCCCUUUUCUAUGCGGAGUAGUGUUAGCAGUAAUAGCUCAGUGAGUUCCCACAAAUCUCUGUCCUUGACGAGCGAGUCUCCUGUGUUUCUGAUGGAUAGGCCUGGCUCUGCCACACGGAGACGUAUUCCAUCAGGAAAUACCCGUCGACCCCUAGUGCAGCACACACCUGAUAUUCCGAAGCAACAAGUGUCUCGCUGGUCACCAGUGAGACGAACACGUCUGCUCUCCAAGGAGGACCAAGCCAUACAGUGUACAAAACGCUUUCAUCAGACAGCCAAGAAGUGACUCAUGAAAUAUCUAUGUUUACAGUACAGGUCUUUUAUUCAUUUUUUUUUUCAUAUAAUGACAAAUAAUAUUGUAAAUUGCAAAUUUCCCUUUGUCAGAAAAUAUUGGUUUCUGGUUGAAUUAGGCAAAUCAGAAUCUUGUUCUUGCUGUUUAUCAGAUUCUUUGUAUGUGAAUCUUCAACAUGUAUCAUUGUAUUGAAAAUUGUACAUAUAAUACUCAAGACAAUGUAGUGCUUUUAUCAAAUUAACUUUCAAGUGAUACCAGUCUUGUAUUUAACUGAUAUUUUUCAAAGUCUAGGCUGUGAUUGAACAAAACACAAAAAUUAUAUGAUGUAUAAUAAGAGUCCUAUCUUAUGAUAUGACACAGCAGUCACAUACCUGUAUGUUUUCAAUACAUUGUAUAUGCACUUCCUUUACAUAGGCUUGAUUGUGUGAGAAAAUGUCAUCAAUUGAACAUCCCAUGAUGGAUGACUUUAAAGGUAUGUCAAUAAUGUCACCAAUCUUUCAAUAAACCCUACAUGUUACUUUCUUUCGUGUAGGCAAAUUUGACCAAUGAAACUUUGUUGUCAUAUUUCUGGAUGUUCGCACAAUAAUAUAUUGUAUUGCUUUCAGUGGGUUAGUAUCUUACACUCAACUAAAAUAUGCAGUAAUUUCAUUCUUACUUUACAUAAAUAUUUCAAAAGUUUAUUCAAAUGCAGUCAUUACUGGGGAUGCCUAAGAUGAUAAUUGUAUUAAUGCAUCUCAUUUUCAAGGUGCAAAUAAUGCCUUACAGUUAACUUUUGUAUAGAGGUUGAAAUCUUUGUGAAUCUAUUACCGGUACUUAUCCACGCAGUUAUGUAUUAUAAUAAAACAAAUUUGUGAGUCCUUUAUAGGAAUAAAACUGAUUAUCCAAGGCAA
Molecule: messenger RNA, 3052 nt
Organism: Haliotis rufescens (red abalone)
Lineage: Eukaryota; Metazoa; Mollusca; Gastropoda; Lepetellida; Haliotidae
Product: flocculation protein FLO11-like
Exons: 12
Coding region: 54-2156 (700 amino acids)
Cellular component (GO): microtubule cytoskeleton
Molecular function (GO): microtubule binding
Source: RefSeq, a predicted model, not a curated record